GAUUGGGACUGUUGGAGUUAACCGUCGUACUCAAUUACACGACACACGGUAGUUUCUUCACAAAAUAGUAAAUACCAAUGUCCAAUAUUGCCAUUGGUUGUUUUAUAAGAGUGAUAUUAAUUCUAGUCGACUUUUAGUCGGUCAUUUUUGUGUGCUCAAAGCUCGUUAAAGUAUUUUGUUUUUAUUACGUUUUAUUACUGUUUUAGUCAAUCACGCUAUCGUUUAUGGCAAAUUGUGUAUUUCGCAUGGUUACCAUUCUUCAGUCAUCAGUCCGGUAGACAUUAACAAUUAACAUCAAAGACUAAUAAGACCAAACAACUUGUUGUCAACAAGAAGUAACAGAUAUUUAUUGAUAAUGUUAAUUUUUAUUUUUUCCCGAAAAUUAUAUUCCGUUUGAUUUCAUCUGAUGUUUAUUAUAGCCACAAAGCUUUGGAAAGCAGUUGUUAUAAUCCUUGGUUAUAUUGCUGGUGUGAUGCCGUCUUUUAAUGUUAUUUCAUUGACAUUACUUAUGAACAUGUGAAGUAUUGAAAACAUAACUACUAGACAAUUUUUAUUCACUUGUUACCUGUAUUUAUCUACAUGGUAAAAAUUAAACUUCUGCACAAGUUGGUAUAUUUUCAUCAUUUUCAAGAUAAAGUCAAGUAUCAAUUAAGUACUUUUAUUGGGAAUCUUUUUAUUAUAUACAUCUAUAAACACAGCCACAUUGUUAUGUGUUAAGAAAGUUAUGAAAAAUUGAUGAAUUCCCAAGUCAAUCACUGAAUAUGUCUAAUUGUGAAGAUUGUUUUAUAUGUAACACAAUUGUUCAAAUAGAUUUAUACAAUGAUAUUAGUAAAUUAUUGGAAAAAGUUGAGCAGUUUGAUAAGAUAGACUCAAAAUGUAAUUCAAAUCAGUAUAAAAAAAUAAAUAAAUUUGAGUGUCUUGUGUGUUUUUUUAAAACACACGAAUUUAAUAAUUGGAAAUGUCAUAUUAUGUCAUUAUCUCAUAUGACAAAUUGUCACAAAAUUGAAAAUCUGUAUUCAUACGUUUGUCAAUAUAGAAAAUGUAAACUAUUAUUGUAUGGACCCCAAAAGACUUUAAUUAAACAUAAUAUGGACACACAUUCAUUUAAUGGUGAUGUUUCUAGUAUUUCAAUUUUAAUGGCCGAAGUAAUGAAACGAUAUCUUGCAGCCAAUCUAAAACCUUUAUACUUCUGUUCUCAUUGUAGAAAAUUUACAGAAACACCAAUUCAUACUGAUGUUGAAUUAUCGAACAAAACAUUAAAAAUUCCUAUUGAAUAUUAUUGCAGGUUUUGUAGGGUUACAUUUUUAUCUAACCAUGACAUGAUUGAUUAUCAUUUUUUAAGUGUAGAGCAUAUGACAAUCAAGUGCUUUGAUGAAUUAUGCUCAAAAACUAAGAUAAACUCAAAACAAAAGACAUUAUUGGAACUAUUAAAAGAUACAAAAAAUAGUUAUAAAAUGAAGAAAAAGGAAAAUACAGAAAUAAAAAGUUUUAGUAUAUAUAACAUACAAACCAUAAUACCAAAUAUAAUGCAAAAUAUUCCAGUAUCUCAAGAAUAUUAUGAUAUCAAAAGUGAAUACACACAAAAUGUAGAAUUAAAUAAAAGUCAAAAAAAUCUUAGUAUUGAUGAAACAACAUUCUUGGGCAAUGGACAAACAGUUAAGAAGCCUCUUCUAAACAAUAAUUUCCUUGAAAAAUUGAAUGAUGAUGUACAAAAAACCUGUGACAAAUCUAAUGAAAAUAUGAAGUUAUCAAAUCACAGUAAACACCGACCACAAUACAGAAAUUAUUUCAAACAUAAAAUUAAUUUAUUGAAAAAAUUGAGACAACAUGAAGAUCUUAUCAUGAAAACUUUGUCAUACUAUUGUGAUGUAUGUGAUUUUAUAACUGUAGAAAAGUAUGUCUGGGAUAAACACAAUCAAUCAGAGCAUUCUGUAGAUACAUCAAUAACUUACUGUUCUACGUGCUCUAUGUUUGUUGGUGAAAAUUACCAGGAACACAACCAUACAUUAGAACACAGUAUUUCUUUGAACUUGUUGCAAUUAUUACAACCAGGAGAAGUAUUAAAGGAUAAAACUUCAUUAAUAAAAUUGGUUGAAAGUGGUUCAUCAGUUAUAACUUCUAUAAACCUAGAACAAAAAGAAAAAAUUGAGUUAAACAGUUUUGAAGAAUCUAAAGAUAAUAGCAAAAACAAUGAUUGUUCUUUAUUGAAAGAAUCGAGUAUAAAUAAGGAUAAUCCAAUGAUUAUGGAGGAUGGUAUAUUGUUAUUUGAUAAAUCUGAGAGUAUAUAUGAACAAGAACAGGAUGAGGCAAAUAUCUCAAAUGCAACAAAACUGAUUCAUAAAAAAAUCGCAACAUCAAAUAAUCAGUUAAACACAUUGAUAACUAUUCCGUGUCAAGAAAAUGUACUCGAGAAGGAGAUGCCUGAAAAAAUUGAUCUUGUAAACGUGUUGACUGAUGAUUUGAAUUUUGAAUACAAAAAAAAUGGUAAACUUGAUGAAGAUCAGCUAUAUGGAGAGUAUGUUAUACAAAGGCUUAAAAACAUUAAAGAUAUAACUAUUAAACAACAUGUCAAACUCGAGAUAGAUAAUAUAUUUUAUACUAAAAUGAAACAAAUGUCACUUUAGAAUAUAAAAUAAUAU
Molecule: messenger RNA, 2639 nt
Organism: Rhopalosiphum maidis (corn leaf aphid)
Lineage: Eukaryota; Metazoa; Arthropoda; Insecta; Hemiptera; Aphididae
Exons: 7
Coding region: 762-2624 (620 amino acids)
Source: RefSeq, a predicted model, not a curated record